UGUACACACAUGAUGAAAGUAUAAUCCGGAUUUCCAAAACACAGGCAGCUUUUAAUCGCUUAAAUGGAUUUGUCUUCUACCCAAUUCCCCCAGUUGUUUGCUUUGUUAUGGUAAUGCUUCAAAUCCGUUAAGAAAUCCCAGCAGGAACUCCACACCCUCUGUAGAAAAACAAAGAAGGGUUGAAAACAUAAAGCUAAACUCCCAAAUCCAAACAAACAAUUGAAAGAUGGUUGUUAACUUUGUUUUCAUCCUAAUGUCUGUUGCUGCAGAGUGGGAAGCUGCCAAGAAUGCCGAGCCCGUAAAGGAAGUAAUAAUUCAGCCAACCAGCGUUGAGACUCCAGCGGUGUCUAACACACACACUGAGACCUACAGCCAGCAGGUCACCAUGAUGCCUGUACAGCUCCCAGUGGCCCAGCCUGUUCCCAGUGCUGUGGGUUUGGUGCCUCCUAACUUCCCUGUCAGUAUGGGUAUCCCCCCCCCUGGCUACGGGCCUCCACCACCCUUCAUCAGGGCCGGCUUCAAUGCCUCGCAGCCUCCGCCAGGUUUUAUGCAGGCAGCACAGACCGCAGCCAUGAAUGCCGCAGCUAAUGCUCUGGUGCAGCCUUCAGUGCUAAACAGCCAAGAUGCUGUCAAGGAUUCUCCGUUCAGUGCCAUGAUUCCUCCGGCCGGCUUCAUGGCCUCUAUGUUCCACCAAGUCCAGCAAGCAACCAAUGAAAAACCAUUGCAGUCUGCAGACGGAAUGGAUGCUGCAGCAGAGCUUACGCUGCAAGGCAUGCAGAACGCAGUGCGCAGUGGGAUGGGUCUCCUUGGCAUGCACCCCACAGCCUCCCUCGGCCACCAGCUGCACCAGUCUGCUCUGACCGGCCAGAGGAUGCCUGGCCUGCUGCCUCUGGAUGUUCGACCCAACAUCCUCCAGCCCGGGGCGGCAGCCCGCUUCCCACUCCUCAUGCAGCAGGGGCCCAUCCAGCAGGUUGCUGGCCUGCUCGAGAGUUCCCUCCAGGCUCAAGCCCGUGCCAGGGUCCCGUUCUCUCAGCUGGACCCCUUCAACAGGGUCCCAAACCUCGCCAAUGAAAGUGUGUCCAAGCCAGAAGACGAGUCUUCCUCUGGAGCUGAUGAGGGCAAAGACCAGGACUACCGAUUCCCUCCAAUGGAGAAGCCGAGCACAGGCCUGCUGAGGACCCCUCCACCAGACCAUAGGGAGGCCCUUGGAGGUGGCAGGCCUCCCUUGCUCCAGACCCCAGGGGCUCAGCCAGGCAGAAGCAGCCUGGUGGGACGAUUGCAGGCUCUCGCAGGCUUCACCCCUGAUAACCGCUGGAACCAGACCAGAGGGGACUUUGAUGAACGAGAUAGCAUGCGAGCAGGCCUCCAGGCCCCAAGCCCUGCAAAAGGCUUCCAGGAGGAGCGGCCCCCAUCUGGGCAGAACUUCCCCAAUCGAUUUGAAAGCCGUCCCGGGACAGCAGUGGGAGCAGCAGGGGGAGCCGCAGGUGUUUCAGGCAAUGCUGUAGCUGCCGGGGGGCCGCAGGCCUGGAACCGCAGUAGCAGUAGUAGCAAUAGUAGUAGUAGUGGUGCUGCUGCUGCUGCUGUUGCUCCAGCACCUUUUGACAGCGAACAACAUCAAGACCUAGAUGAGCGAAGACGCCCGUGGGACAGGCAGAGAGACAGAGAUGAAAGAGAAAGAGAGAGAGAUUUUGACUUCAGGAGGGAGAUGAAUGGCAACCGCCACAGCCGAGAGAGAGAGCGGGACCGAGAGAGGGACAGGGACAGGGAGCGAGGCAGAGACAGAGACCGCAACAGAGAGCCUGAGCGCGACAGAGAGCGCGACAAGGAGAGAGAGCGUGAGAGGGAUCGUGAUCGUGGGGGGUGGACGCCUCUCCUCCCUCUGCCCACACCUCUGCUUCCAACUCCAACACUCAAUCCCAAUCUGACCCUGAACCAAGGCAAACUGCUGGCACCGCUUAAAUUGAACCCCCAGAUUCAGUCACGGUUCCAGUCCCCGCUCCUGCCUCAAGCUCAUGCCAAACCCUCUCUGUUGGGUCUGCCUCCAUCAGAGGUUCAGAUUAAGUCUCCACCUCCUUCCGAGAGCCAAGCAGCUGUGCCAGAGUCAGAAAGCCCGGCUCUGUCUGAGACACCGAAGGCCCACUCCCCACCCCCAGCCCAAUCACCUGACUGCUCACCUGACAACAAAGAUCAGAGCCCAUUAGCUGAGUCUCACAGCCAGGCCAAGUCUUCACCACAACAUGAGACUCCUCCACAAACAGAAUCACCAUCCCUAUCCCCGGCCCAGUCCCCUGAAAAGACCCCUGCUCAGUCCCCGGCUCAGGCUGCCAGCCUGUCCCCGGCCCCAUCCCCAGCACUGUCCCCGGCCCCAUCCCCCGCACUGUCCCCAGACCAGUCGCCCUUCAAAACCACUGCUUCCCCAGACACUGAGACCCCAAGCCAAGCUUCACCGCUGAUUGAGGCCUCUUCCCAGGACUCACCUGUGGCCUUCACACAAGCCGUCAGCCCUCCUGAAGAGACUCCCUCUCUGGAAGAGCAGGAAAGCCCACAGAAAGACGAGGAGGAGGAGGAGGAGGAGGAGUCACAAGAGAGAGCCUCCUCCCCCCAACCCCAGUGGGUCAACGGAGCUGGGAUGGACAAUAGUACAGGGGCCGAAUCUACACCCGAGGCCUCUCCCGAGCCCACCGAAGAACCCUCUCCCGACUCUGCGCUCCCUGAGAGCGAUCCGGAGCGGCUCGCCUCUCCUGAGGACGUAGACAAUGAACAGAGUGAGCCCAUGGAGGAAGCUGCGAGUCAGCCAGUGGUAGACACUGUCACAGACACUGAGGGGACAUAAUCAUCACUCAGUAGGUAAAAGAUCAUUUUGUAAAGUUGUCUCUUCUUCUCUGUACUCAUGUCAGCAAACCACCACACGGGACAUGGCGAAUACUGACUCAUGUCAGUUGCUGUCUUAUAACCAAUAACAAAUGAUUUUAUCUCUCACAAAUACCAGUGUAAUUAAAUAGAUGGCUCAUUAGCUGAUUUACCGAUAGACCAUUUUUCUUUGUGUUUUUAUUUCCUUUUUUAAGUUGUAAUGCAACCCCACACGUUUUAAUGAAUCUUAGCUUGGCGAGUUUUAUUGAAUUGCCUACCAAACUGUUUCAAUUGUAUAUGGGGGAAAUUGCGCUUUGACCUUCCUAUGGAAGAAAGUUAAACAUCCUGGCUGAACGGAACGAAUACACACAAUACUUGAAAAAGGCAGUUGCUGGCCCAUUUUCUAUCUCCUCUUCUUUUUAAAAUGCUGCUGCAAAGUUUUCAGUGAAUGCUUUUGUGGUGUCCUACAAUGCUUUCUGUUUCCACGCAGAAAAAAAUAGCUUGCAUACAGCGAGACAAGUACAGAUGCUUAUAAUUGGCAAAAAUGAACAUUAUUUAAGUUGAAAAUGUUGUAUCCCCAAAAUAAAUGUCUGUAAUUUGUUUCCAAUUAUACAUUGAACACAUACAGGAAAUAACAUGCCGGGGGGAGAAAAGGAACAGAGGCAUGUUCUCAUGUUGGGUGCAUAUUGUUUUAGUUUGAAAUAAACAUACUUUGUCUGUUUUUAAAAGAAAAGAACAUGCUUUAGGACUGUUUUCUGACCCAGGACCAGUGGAAACUCAGACUGCUUUACAGACUCUAACACACUCAAGUUGCUUCUAUACCAUCCAUCCAGAGCACUUUGUUGGAUGCAACCGUGGGACUUGUAGUUUUUUUAGUUUCUGAUGAAUUCUGUUUCCUAAGCUUUUGCUGGGUGACUGUUGAGGAUGGGAUUGUGCCUUUUUUUGAAUGGAUUUGUCGAUCAUGAUGCUACCCAACACUACUGUGCGAUGUACCCCAGACUCAGUUUCAGACCGCUCUAUGAACACAAUUCUACCUGCACAGAAUUGACUGGCCUACCGUUUGAAUGGUAGCUGGGGCGCUUUGUACAGCACUCACCUAGAGAACACGUCUCAAACAUACUCCAUCGUUCUGUGCAUGCAGGCCUGUAGCCAUGUUUUAACAUCUCUCUUUUGUCAUUUCAUACUUGUAGUGCUUUUCUGUUGAGACAUACUACUAGAAAUCCAUAGUCUGCUCUCAAACCAAAUGUCUACUACCGGAGUUGUGAUGUUGAAUAAAAGUUGAAGGUGCAUCGGA
Messenger RNA from Notothenia coriiceps (black rockcod), 4144 nucleotides. Its product is annotated as arginine-glutamic acid dipeptide repeats protein-like. Bases 227 to 2833 code for a protein of 868 amino acids. Gene Ontology annotation, cellular component: nucleus. The transcript has 5 exons. The record is from RefSeq and is a predicted model, not a curated record. Lineage: Eukaryota; Metazoa; Chordata; Actinopteri; Perciformes; Nototheniidae. Gene Ontology annotation, molecular function: RNA binding.